CGCCCCCUCCCCCCGUCGCGGAGCUCCGGACCCAAGAUGGCCGCCGUGUCAGUUUCGGGCUUCGCCGCCGUUCGGCCUUUGCUUCUCGGUUCCCGUCUCUCGCGGCGUUCGGUGUAAUGUUACAGUGCUUCUAAUUGUGAGCGUGCAGACCAAAAGCUGAGUGAGACGACACUUAAUGUUUGAGAAAGGAGAAGUAAUUCAGGACAGAAAACGUGUAUGCUAUGGUUAGCUGUUUCCCAUCAUCCGAGAAUCUGUUUUCCCAGUGUGUGAAACUUGUUCAGCAUCAGGAUAAAGGAUAACGACUCUAUGGAUAUACAGAAGUCUUCACCAUGGUAAAACUCGCCAACCCCCUGUAUACGGAGUGGAUUCUGGAGGCAAUCAAAAAGGUAAAGAAGCAAAAACAGCGUCCUUCAGAAGAGAGGAUAUGCAAUGCAGUGUCUUCAUCACAUGGCUUGGAUCGCAAAACUGUGCUGGAACAGUUAGAGUUGAGCGUUAAAGAUGGAACUAUUUUAAAAGUCUCCAACAAGGGUCUCAACUCCUAUAAAGAUCCUGAUAAUCCUGGGAGAAUAGCACUUCCAAAGCCUCGGAACCAUGGGAAGUUGGAUGGUAAGCCAAAUGUGGACUGGAAUAAACUCAUCAAACGGGCAAUUGAGGGCUUGGGUGAGUCUGGUGGCUCAUCCUUGAAGAACAUCGAGCGUUUUCUGAAAGGUCAGAAAGAUGUGUCUGCAUUAUUUGGAGGUAGUGCUGCCUCCGUUUUUCACCAGCAACUACGAUUAGCUGUCAAACGUGCAGUUGGCCAUGGCAGGCUCCUUAAAGACGGACCUCUGUACCAGCUCAACACUAAAGCAACCACUAAUGCUGAUGGGAAGGAGAGUUUUGAGUCUCUUUCCUGUCUGCCUCCGGUGUGUCUCCUUCCCCAUGAAAAGGAUAAGCCGGUUGCUGAACCAAUUCCAAUCUGCAGUUUCUGCCUUGGUACAAAAGAGCAAAAUCGGGAGAAGAAACCUGAGGAGCUCAUCUCUUGUGCUGACUGUGGCAACAGUGGUCAUCCUUCCUGUUUGAAGUUCUCACCAGAGCUGACAGUUCGAGUCAAAGCCUUGCGAUGGCAAUGUAUUGAGUGCAAAACCUGCAGUUCCUGUCGAGAUCAGGGCAAAAAUGCUGAUAACAUGCUAUUUUGUGACUCGUGUGACCGUGGCUUUCACAUGGAGUGCUGUGAUCCCCCUCUUACCAGGAUGCCAAAAGGUAUGUGGAUAUGUCAGAUAUGUCGGCCACGUAAGAAAGGAAGAAAACUUUUACACAAGAAGGCAGCACAGAUAAAACGACGCUAUGCUAAUCCAAUCGGACGUCCCAAAAACAGGUUAAAGAAUCAAAAUGCAACAUCAAAAGGACCCUUCAGCAAAGUUCGAACUGGCCCUGGUCGGGGUCGGAAGCGUAAGAUAACUCUGUCCAGCCAGUCAGCAUCAUCAGAAGGAGGAUACCUGGAGCAGACAGAUAUGUUGGACUACUGCAGAGAAGGCAGUGCUACCUUGAAGUUUAACAAAAAAACCAAAGGGCUUAUAGAUGGCCUUACUAAAUUCUUCACUCCCUCCCCUGAUGGACGAAAAGCUCGAGGGGAAGUGGUAGAUUAUUCUCAGCAGUAUAGGAUCAGGAAAAAGGGUACCAGAAAAUCUAGCACUUCAGAGUGGCCCGCAGACAAUCAGGAUGGCUGGGAUGGAAAGCAGGAAAAUGAAGAGCGCUUUUUUGGAAGCCAGGAUGUCUUAACUGAAAAAGAUAUGGAGUUGUUUAGAGAUAUUCAGGAGCAAGCACUGCAGAAAGUAGGGGUGACUGGACCUCCUGAUCCACAAGUUCGAUGCCCCUCUGUCAUCGAAUUUGGCAAGUAUGAAAUUCAGACCUGGUACUCUUCCCCAUAUCCACAAGAAUAUUCGAGGCUACCCAAGCUGUACCUUUGUGAAUUCUGUCUAAAGUAUAUGAAAAGCAGAACUAUUCUCCAACAGCAUAUGAAAAAAUGUGGCUGGUUCCAUCCUCCAGCCAAUGAAAUUUAUAGAAAAAACAAUAUUUCAGUCUUUGAGGUUGAUGGCAAUGUCAGCACUAUCUACUGCCAGAAUUUGUGCUUGUUAGCCAAACUCUUCCUGGACCAUAAGACUCUUUAUUAUGAUGUGGAACCAUUUCUUUUCUACGUGCUGACACAGAAUGAUGUCAAGGGUUGUCACCUUGUUGGUUACUUUUCCAAGGAAAAACACUGCCAACAGAAAUACAAUGUUUCCUGUAUCAUGAUUCUUCCGCAGUACCAGCGUAAGGGCUAUGGCAGGUUCCUCAUUGAUUUCAGCUAUCUGCUUUCAAAGCGUGAGGGCCAAGCAGGGUCACCAGAGAAGCCCCUGUCAGACCUGGGGCGGCUCUCAUACAUGGCUUAUUGGAAAAGUGUAAUAUUGGAGUGCCUUUAUCAUCAGCAUGACAAGCAGUUAAGCAUCAAGAAAUUGAGUAAGCUGACUGGAAUCUGCCCUCAAGAUAUCACUUCCACUCUGCAUCACCUCCGAAUGCUUGACUUCCGUAGUGAUCAAUUUGUCAUCAUUCGUCGGGAGAAGCUUAUCCAAGAACAUAUGGCAAAGCUUAGAAACAAUGUGCGACCAAUAGAUGUGGAUGCAGAGUGUCUGCGUUGGACACCUGUCAUAGUUUCCAACUCUGUUGUCUCUGAGGAUGAGGAAGAGGAGACAGAGGAUGGGGAAAAUGAAGAGCAACAACAUGAUAAAGAUUCAGAGUCCAGUAUGGUAAAAUCUGUGUCAUGGGAGAAGAAAGAACAAGAACCCUACUCACCAACCAAGAAUGAAAAAAAGCCAGAUGUCAUUGCUCCCGUCAAUUCCACACGGCCAAACAAGCACGUUUUUUCACUGGACAGUCUUCCAGCAAACAGUCAGACAUCACGAAGAGGUCGAUGGAACCGCAAGGGCAAAAAACUUCGAGAACCCUUUUGUGAGAAGGAACCAGCGUUGCCCAUGGAGGACAAAAUAGCCAUUCCCAACGAACGGUGCAGCGAAUGCGAGGAGAAAUCAGUAAGUUCGCGAGGCCGGUGCAGUGAAUGUGAGGAAAAGUCAUCAGCCUUGCAGGAAAGGUGUGAAUGUGAAGAGAAGUCUCCAACCCCAAGAGGCCACUAUGCUGAAGAUGAGGAAAAAUCUGUGGUUUCCCAAACGCAGUAUGGCAAAAAUGAAAAAUCUGCAGUUCCCCAUCAGCAUUACAGUGAAGGUGUGGAAAGGUGGAGAGGACAGCUGAAAAAGAACACGGAGCCACUGAAGAAUAGGUUCCCAGAGGACUGUGAAAGAUUACCCCACUGCUACAGCGAUAGUGAUAGGACACUUCUGAGGUGUUUUAGUGAGAGCAGCGAAGAGGAAGAUGAUGACCCUGUGAGUCCCCGGUCCAGCUCUCCACCUGUUCUUACCAAACCAACAUUAAAACGAAAGAAACCAAUUCUUCAUCGGAAGAGGAGAGUACGUAAGCGUAAGCACCACAACAGCAGUGUUGUUACUGAAACAAUCUCGGAGACCACAGAAGUGCUGGAUGAGCCAUUUGAGGACUCAGAUGCUGAACGACCAAUGCCCCGGUUAGAGCCUACAUUUGAAAUUGAGGAGGAGGAAGAGGAAGAAGAGGACGAGGAAGAUGAGGAGAAUGAACUUUUGUCCAGUGGAUACUUUCAGCACUUAGCCCCACAAGACACCCUCAGGAACAGACCCUCUUCUAAGAGGAAGUCCAAAGAUGAGGAGGAGUCUGAUGACAAUAAUGAUACUCCAACUUUGAAACCAUUAUCUAUGCUGAGAAAGUGUGAAGCAAAUGAUUCUUCGCUUGAUCCAGAUACUUCUACACCCAUGAAAAAGAAGAAAGGAUGGCCAAAAGGCAAAAGCCGAAAACCAGUGCAUUGGAAGAAAAGGCCCGGUCGAAAACCAGGAUUUAAACUGAACCGGGAUAAAGUGCCACCAUCAGUGCAGGGAGAGGGAAUCGAUGCAGUGAUAGCUAAUUCAAAAACAGGGCGUAAGUCCAAAAUUUCAGAUAAAGAGGAAAGUGUUGAGCAAAAAGAAGAGCUGCCUCUUAAUGAGGAAAGGAAAGAGGAAGAUGUGAAUAUGGAAGCAGAAGAGGUUGGAGAGGGAGAAGAGGAAGAUGCAGCCAGCAGUGAAGUAAGAGCAGUUUCUCCAGUGGACAGCAGCAGUAGUCCAGUGCCAGAAGUUAAAGAACCUGAAAUAGAAGAGGAGGUGGAGGAGAAACCACAAGUAUUAGAAGAGCAAAGGCAAUCAGAAGAAGAGCAGCAAGAGCUAGAUGAACCUGAGCAGGACCAUGAGGAAGAUGAUGAAAUUGCAGUAGUGGCAAAUCAAAACGAAGACCAUGAUGCUGAUGAUGAGGAUGAUGGUCAUCUGGAGUCUGUGAAGAAGAAAGAAUUGGAGGAACAGCCUGUAAGAGAAGGGGUGAAGGAGGAACCUGAUGUUCAGGAAUGUUUUUUAGAAACAAAUAUACCAAGCAGUAGAGAAGAUGCAAAAGGAAAAGAUGAAGCAGAGGCGGAUUCUGAGGAAGAGCAGGCUUCCAAUGAAACAUCAGCAGGCUCAGAGCACGUCCCCGGGUCUGAAGAUGAUCGUGAAGAAGAUCCAAGUAAUAAAGAAGGUUUAAUUGAAUUAAAAGAGGAGGAAGAGAUUCCUCAUAGUGAACUAGAUCUUGAAACUGUUCAAGCAGUGCAGUCCUUGACGCAGGAGGAAGGCAAUGAACAUGAUGUAGCUUACCAGGACUGUGAAGAGACUCUUGCCGCUUGUCAAACUCUGCAGAGUUACACCCAAACUGAGGAGGAUCCUCAGAUAUCAAUGGUUGAAGAUUGCCAGGCCUCAGAACACAACAGUCCAAUAUCCUCUGUUCAGUCCCACCCCAGCCAGUCUGUUCGUUCUGUCAGCAGCCCAAAUGUGCCUGCUCUGGAGAGCAGUUACACCCAGAUAAGCCCUGAACAAGGAUCCCUGUCCGCACCCUCUAUGCAGAACAUGGAGACCAGCCCCAUGAUGGAUGUGCCUUCAGUAUCAGACCACUCUCAGCAGGUGGUGGAUAGUGGCUUCAGUGACCUUGGCAGCAUUGAGAGCACUACAGAGAAUUAUGAAAACCCGAGCAGCUAUGACUCCACUAUGGGAGGCAGCAUUUGUGGAAAUAACUCUUCUCAGAGCAGCUGUUCCUACGGGGGACUGUCUUCUUCCAGCAGCCUCACGCAGAACAGUUGUGUUGUCACUCAGCAAAUGGCAAACAUUGGCAGCAGUUGCAGCAUGAUGCAGCAAAGCACUGUCCAGCCUGCAGCAAACUGUAAUAUCAAGUCACCUCAGAGCUGUGUCAUAGAAAGACCUCCAAGUAACCAGCAGCCAGCAGCGCAGCCACAACAGCAGCAGCCUCAGUCACAGCAGCCACAGCCUCCACCUCCACCCCAGCAGCAACCUCCACUGUCCCAGUGCAGUAUGAACAACAGCUUCACCCCAGCACCUAUGAUCAUGGAAAUACCUGAGUCGGGAACCACUGGUAACAUAAGUAUCUAUGAGAGGAUUCCAGGGGAUUUUGGGGCUGGGAGCUAUUCACAACCAUCGGCCACAUUCAGUUUAGCCAAGUUGCAGCAGCUGACAAACACCAUUAUGGACCCUCAUGCCAUGCCUUAUAGCCAUUCUCCUGCUGUGACUUCCUAUGCAACCAGUGUUUCUCUGUCCAACACAGGAUUGGCUCAGCUAGCUCCCUCCCAUCCGUUAGCAGGCACACCACAAGCACAAGCCACCAUGACACCCCCACCAAACCUGGCAUCCACUACCAUGAACCUCACGUCGCCUCUGCUUCAGUGUAAUAUGUCUGCUACCAAUAUUAGCAUUCCACACACACAGAGGUUGCAGGGGCAAAUGCCGGUCAAGGGGCAUAUUUCCAUUCGCUCUAAAUCAGCACCCCUGCCCUCUGCAACUGCACACCAGCAGCAACUCUAUGGCCGCAGCCCACCUGCUGUUGCCAUGCAGGCUGGCCCUCGUACGUUGGCUGUUCAGCGUGGUAUGAACAUGGGGGUCAACCUAAUGCCAACCACCCCAUACAAUGUUAAUUCCAUGAAUAUGAACACCCUUAAUGCCAUGAACAGCUACAGAAUGACACAACCCAUGAUGAACAGCAGUUACCAUAGUAACCCUGCCUACAUGAACCAGACAGCACAGUAUCCUAUGCAGAUGCAGAUGGGAAUGAUGGGGAGCCAGGCCUAUACCCAGCAGCCUAUGCAGCCAAAUCCUCAUGGAAAUAUGAUGUACACUGGCCCCUCCCAUCACAGCUACAUGAAUGCUGCUGGGGUGCCCAAGCAGUCUCUCAAUGGACCGUACAUGAGAAGAUGAGCAAGAUGAGCUCGCAUCCAAAAAACUUAAAUAUAUAAAUAAAGGAACCUUUUAUACUGACGAACCAGAGAAAACGGACCUUUUUCCAGUUAAAAUAUUGCUGUAGAUUUAGAGGGAUUUUCUUUGGUUUAUUUUAUUUUUUAGAAAGCUUGGUGGUUUUUGUUGUUGUUGUUGGUUUUCUGGGUUGUUUUUUUUUUUGUUUGUUUUUGUUUGUGGUUUUUUUUUU
Molecule: messenger RNA, 6582 nt
Organism: Lagopus muta (rock ptarmigan)
Lineage: Eukaryota; Metazoa; Chordata; Aves; Galliformes; Phasianidae
Gene: KAT6A
Product: lysine acetyltransferase 6A
Exons: 18
Coding region: 330-6356 (2008 amino acids)
Biological process (GO): nucleosome assembly; regulation of DNA-templated transcription
Cellular component (GO): nucleosome; MOZ/MORF histone acetyltransferase complex
Molecular function (GO): histone acetyltransferase activity; DNA binding
Source: RefSeq, a predicted model, not a curated record